Messenger RNA from Aspergillus vadensis CBS 113365, 1228 nucleotides. Its product is annotated as sucrase/ferredoxin-like domain-containing protein. The record is from RefSeq and is a predicted model, not a curated record. NCBI's taxonomy places the organism in Eukaryota, Fungi, Ascomycota, Eurotiomycetes, Eurotiales, Aspergillaceae. The transcript is spliced from 2 exons. Bases 83 to 1180 code for a protein of 365 amino acids.
UUACUGCCAUUCCAACAAAGAACUCUCCUUUUUAUCCUACUUAUAUACCUCUUCAAACCUUCACUCCCUCGGUACAUAGAAUAUGGCCGGACGACAAAGGAUCAUACGGGCAGCAUCGCUGCAAAGCCUGGCGCCAAUUCCCCGACCCAACCGCUCCGCCGCAACAUCAGCUCGCCUCUUCUCAUCCACAUCCCUCAACUCAAACCCUGCGCGCAUACCCCUGGACAUCCCUCCCCCGUUUCCCGUUACCAAAACAUGUCCCGAACCGAGCUGCUCCUGCCCGGCGACCCCGUCCAUGCCCGCGCCCAUCGACUAUGACCAGCCGCUAAACGGAACGAUGGCGGCCUACGCACAGCAGCUUCUCAUCUGCACCGGACAACGAGACUGGACGAGUCGCAUAGAGGAGGACGGUCAGGGCCAGAGCUGGGGUGAGAUGGUCCGAGGAUUGAAACGCCUGCUCGGGCGUGGGGGGAAAUAUGCCGAUCCCUUCAACAAUAUCCUAGUCACCAGCUCCUCCUUCCUCCCCUCGUCACAAACAUCAUCAUCAGAAACCAGCGCAGCAACCCCCCAGACCGCAUCCGCCUUCCUCUUCCCCAGCUUCAAAUACUUCCCCUCCGUCCCUGUCAAUGUCCCCGAGUCCGCCUCCGCCUCCGCAACAACCGACCUCUCGACCUUCGUCCGCGCGUUCCUCCUCCCCAGCGAAUCAAGACAUGGAGGGCAAAUACGCGAGCAAUCUCUGGCAGCUGAGUUCCCAGAUGCCGUUGACCUGCAACACUCCCCCGUUGUGUUGAUCUGCGGGCACGGUGGUCGCGACAUGCGAUGUGGUGUCAUGGCGCCGGUUCUGGAGACUGAGUUUCAACGGGUGCUGAAAUCUAAGGGGUACACGUCUGCGGGAAGUGAUAACAGUGUUGUUGAUAGCCCCGAGCAUGCUCACAUCGGGCUGAUCAGCCAUGUUGGAGGACACAAGUAUGCUGGAAACGUGAUCGUAUAUAUCCCUCCCGGAAUGAAGGAAGCUGGCUCUUCUUCGCCGCAUCCGUUGGCGGGCAAGGGUAUUUGGUAUGGGCGUAUUGAGCCCAAGCAUGUGCAGGGUGUGGUGGAGGAGACGAUCCUGGGUGGGAAGGUUAUUACGGAUCACUUCCGGGGAGCGGUUGAUCGGGAGAGUGGGGUGUUGAGGUUGUAGCCUUGGAGAUUUGGCUUGGUGGUAGAAUAUAUUGUAUAGUAGAGAAUA